CCUAGUACCAGGAGCUGAUCUUACCAAGACCCAACAAAGACCAGGCCCAUGGAGAGAUGGCUUAGAGAUAAAGGUGCUUGCCUGCAGAGACAAAGGACCUAGGUUCGAUUCUCCAGGACCCACAUAAGCCAGCUGCACAAGAUUCAUUUCUUUCUGGACGCCCGGACCAGAUGCAUUGCUGAGAAAGGCCAAUGGCAGCCUGCACAGCACAGGGCUCCAGGUCUCAGUGGGAGCCUCCUUUGGAGAUAGCCCCUGGGUGGACGCCAGAGAUUCCAGCCUUUACUGGGUGAAGCCACUGAGCCUGACAUGCUCGUGAGGAGGUGGUGUGGGUGCCGCUGUGGGAGAAGCAGGCUCUUCGACUUGGCUUCGUGGUCCUGGGCCCGGCUCUGUGAGGUGGGCCCUUCUGCUAGGGCCCCAAGUGGGCUCCAUGGCAUUUUCUGAACUCCUAGACCAAGUUGGGGACCUGGGAAGAUUCCAGGUCCUCCAGACAGUGGCCCUGGUGCUCCCCAUUAUGUGGGUCACCUCUCAGAAUAUGCUGGACAACUUUUCAGCUGCUGUACCAAGCCACCGCUGCUGGGUGCCCCUCCUGGACAAUAUCACCACCCAGGCAAGUGUACCCGGGGACCUGAGUCCUGAUGCCCUCCUGGCUAUCUCUAUCCCACUGGGUCCCAAUCAGCGGCCCCACCAGUGCCGCCGCUUCCGUCAACCGCAGUGGCAGCUCCUGGACCCCAAUGUCACAGCUGCCAACUGGAGCGAGCCUGCAACAGAGCCAUGCGUGGACGGCUGGGUCUAUGACCGAAGUAUCUUCACAUCCACCAUCGUGACCACGUGGGACCUGGUGUGUGACUCCCAGGCCCUGAAGCCCAUGGCCCAGUCCAUCUUCCUGGCCGGGAUCCUGGUGGGAGCCGCAGUAUGUGGCCCCACCUCCGAUAGGUUUGGGCGCAGGAUGGUGCUGACCUGGAGCUACCUUCAGGUGGCUGUGUCGGGCAUGGCGGCUGCCUUCAUCCCCACCUUCCCCCUCUACUGCCUGUUCCGUUUCCUGGUGGCCUUCGCCGUGGCGGGCAUCAUGAUGAACACAGGCACUCUCUUGAUGGAGUGGACAUCAGCACAGACUCGCCCCUGGAUGAUGACCUUGAACUCCAUGGGGUUCAGCUUCGGCCAGGUCCUCACGGGUGCCGUGGCCUACGGUGUGCGCCGCUGGUCACUGUUGCAGCUUACAGUCUCUGCCCCCUUCUUCCUUUGGUUUGUGUACUCAUGGUGGCUCCCAGAAUCUGCACGCUGGCUCCUCACUAUGGGCAAGCUAGAUCGGGGCCUUCAGGAACUACAGAGGGUGGCAGCCAUCAAUAGGAAGAGGACAGCGGGGGACACACUAACCAUGGAGGCCUUGCUGUCAGCCAUGCGGGCAGAGCUGAGCGGAGACCAGGCUCCUGCCAGGGUGAGUUUGCUGUUCCGCACACCUGCUCUGCGCCUCCGGACCUGCGUCUCCAUGCUGUGCUGGUUCGCUUUCGGCUUCACAUUCUACGGCCUGGCCCUGAACCUACAGACUCUGGGAAGCAACAUCUUCCUGCUCCAGGUGCUCAUCGGGGUGGUCGACCUCCCGGUCAAGAUGAGCAGCCUGCUGCUGCUCAACCGCUUGGGCCGGCGCCUCUCGCAGGCCGGGUUCCUGGUGCUGCCUGGACUCUGCAUCCUGGCCAACAUGCUGGUGCCCCAAGAGAUGGGGCUCCUACGUUCAGCCCUGGCAGUGCUGGGGCUGGGAUCGCUGGGAGCCGCCUUCACCUGCGUCACCAUCUUCAGUGGUGAGCUUUUCCCCACAGUGCUCAGGAUGACAGCAGUGGGUUUGGGCCAGAUGGCAGGCCGAGGGGGAGCCAUUCUGGGGCCUCUGGUGCAGUUGCUGGACACCCACGGCCGCUGGCUGCCACUGCUGGUGUAUGGGACCGUGCCAUUGCUCAGUGGCCUGGCAGCAUUGCUCCUACCUGAGACCCAGAACUUGCCACUGCCCGACACCAUCCAAGACGUACAGAACCAGGCAGUAAAGAAGGUGACACAUAUCAUACCAGGGAGCACCAUCAUGAAAUCUACACGGUUCUAGCCUCCCAGGGAGCUGUGAUGGGACCAGCAGAGGAGAGGGAGAAGAGGAGGAGGAGGAGUAAGGGAAGGAGGAGGAAAAGGAAGCAGAAGAUUGGAGAAAGAGGAGGGGGGAAGAGAAGAAGGGAUAAUGAAGAAGGAGGAAGGAAGAAGAAAAGGGAGAAGAAAGAAGAGGAAGACGGUUUCUUCUGUCCUCAGAGUCAGCUGAGGGAGAGGGCUCCAUUUUGAGGAGUCUCUGGGCUGCUUCCCGCUAACACAGAAGGGGUAAAGAGAAAGCUUGAUUGGAGGAGGCUGCCUCCACACUGUCAUCCCCCUGCGGCUGCACAGCAAUGAGAGGCCUGAGGUUGCGGAUACCUAGUGUUCACUGCCCCAUCUGUCCACCUGCCCCAAGGCUCAGAACUACCCCCUGUGUGCAGGGGCACCGAUGAAGCUAGUGACACCCUGACCCAAGCUUGGAACCAUACCUCUGUCCCCAACCACCUGCCAGCAGAGAAGUCCCUGAGAACCACUGGUUCCAUGGCCUCAUGUCUUAGUUUAUACAUCGAGCUACCCAGAGGGACAUGGGAUUGGGGAAAGAGAAAAAAAAAAAAAAUGGGAAUCGAUGACUAGUGACCCCCUCACUCUUCCAAGGCUGGGGAGAGGACUGGGGACUCCUGGCCGGGUGGACUUCCCCGGGCUGGCUUUCUAGCACUCUGGGCCAGGCGGAGGGAUGCCAUUUCCAGCCUUGUCAUGGGCCAGGCACCAUGCUAGGCUUCUCAGAGGACCAUCUCAUAUCAUCCCUCUCUGAACCUUCUCGCAGCUGCAGUUCAAAGAAACAGCCCAUGACACAAUCAGGAUACAAGACCUGGCCUCUAGUCUCCUGAGCCCAGCUCUAGCCUCACCAUCUGGGCUUUCUAAAACACUUGCAGGGGUCCAUUUCUCUCAGAACAAAUCAGGGCCCUUCAGGGUGUCCCAGUACUGCUCAUGCGAGAGGCAGCGCAGUGUUUCACAGGGGACACACAGUACCUGGUAGGCCCCCAUCAACUUCACUGCCUGGGGCCACACUCAUCAGCCUCUAUAUCCAUAUGUGGCCACUCCCAGGCACCUCAACACGGAGCCAACACACACACACACACAGAGAGAGAGAGAGAGAGAGUGAGAGAGAGGGAGAGAGAGAGACUGGCAGGAAACUGCAAUCCUUUGCCUAAGAGACAAUCCACCAGCUGUUUUAACAGCUGCAAGCCCCUGGGCCUCUGCGGGGGAGGGGGCACCCCUUACAUCCUUUGGCCUCUUGUUAGCGAGACCUCUGAGGGCAGGACAGAGGUAAGGAUCAUGUCUGAACAGAAAUCUCGGAACAAACUUGUCUGCCUGCUGCCCCACUCAGGCCCCCCAAUUCACUAAGACAAGUCAGAACUGUGCCUCUACCCACAGUAGCCAGAAUCUGAUGCCUGGGAGACAUCACCAUGCCCUGCAUGGCUGCGGGUAUGAACUCAGCAGCCACCCAACGGGAGGCCUCCAAUUGGCCACACCCAUUUUGUCAUGUCCAUUACAGGGGCUCCUAACCUUAAAGCUUUUGGGAACACUCCACAAAAGAGCCUGUGACCACCUGGUUAUCUCAUCCACAUGGGAGCAGAGUCCUUGGGCAGCCAGACUCUAGGAUGGGGGCUUGUGACCCCUUUUAUCCAUUCUCCUGACCCCAGCCAGGCCUACAGCGCACCCUAUAAGAUGUGUGUGGAGGAGGAGCACUGAGCACUACAGUCUGUUUUUCCACCACCAGAAGACCUCUGCACAAGACAAACUGAUGCCCCUUCCCUGGGAGCUUGGGCAGCUGAGCAGAUCUUCUAGGUCCAAGGAUAUGAGUCAGAAUUUACCGUAAGCAUCUUCCCUGAGCCCCUCUCCUUUGUGCCCAAGAGGGAAUCAUCUGACAUACCCCAGCAAGGUCGCCUCAGGAGCCUGGAUGCCUGGAAUUUCAGCCACCUCCAGAUGGCAUUUGGGCCUCUCCUGGGGUCACUGCUCAACAAGCCAGACGCCAAGGAACCCUGCUCAGACCCAAGUGCUACAUUCCACCUUUAAUACACGGGAAGGACAUUGAGACUGAAAGGCAGGUGACUGUCUCUUAUAUGGGACAGUAAAUUGAGUCAUUAGGCAAAUCCAUAAAUCCUUCCUCUUACAACCAAGCCCUUUAGUGACAGGAACUUUUAACUUCCUUGUUCUAAUAUGGAAGAUGGUUUCCUGAUUACAUAGCAACCAGAAGGACAGAAGCCAUCCUUCCAACUCCAGGACUAUACCCUACCUCCUGUGGGGGCGGGGAGGGAGGGACACUCUUAACAGCUACUAGAGGAAAGACAUUCCUUCCCUUCUUGUCACAUAGGAACUCCUGCUGCUAGUUUUCUUUUAAUGGUAAUGAGAGGAGGACCACCUAAGAGAAAGCUUGUGCUCUGGCAGACAACAGUGAUAAAAGACUAGGGAUAAGGUCAAGGCCAGCCAUGGCCAGGAUGCCCCGGUAGUACUGACCCACAUCUGUGCCUCUCCAAACUCCCUCAGGUAGGCCAGCGUGGUGACCUGAGGAUCUGAAACUGUGAGGGGCAAGUGGACAAGCAGGGCUGGAGCCUGGUGGGUUCAGGAGGCCAGGUCCAUGAGAAUCCACAGCUAGAAUCGGGGGCCCAGGAAGCAGAGCCCCGAGAGGGAGCCAACGUGCACAGUGCAAAAAGUGCAGAAGCAAACGUGCUGGGGGAGGCAGGCUGUCCCCACCCCAGACGUGCAGACAAAGAUGUCUCCUGAGAAACUGAGAUCAUGCAGCCCCAGCCAGAGACCAACCAUUCCUCUGCAAGCCUGGAGUGUUUCCUACCCUCAGCUUCACCCAGUAAGAACUUGGGGGUUAGGAUUGGGGGGAGGGAGGAUCUAGGCCACCUUCCCCAGGAGUCCAAAGCUAUACUCAGCUCAGAAGUUUGUGGGCAAUUUACUGGUUCUCAUGGGCCCCCACUUGGGGCCUGACCCCAGCCCAAAGCAAGACCAGGGGACUAAAAGCACCCAGCCCCGAACAAACUGCACAGGACUGUUGGAAUUUGGAAAGUUUUGUUUUCUUUUCCCACACAUUUCCGGGUUUGGGGUGUUUUCCAAGACUCAGACACAUUUGUUAACAAAGAGAAAAAAAAAACCUGGGGGAGCAGGGAGCCUAUAGGCCAAGAGAUGACUCCAGCCA
This is a messenger RNA of Jaculus jaculus (lesser Egyptian jerboa), 5266 nucleotides long. RefSeq names its product solute carrier family 22 member 12 (gene Slc22a12). Gene Ontology annotation, cellular component: membrane. The record is from RefSeq and is a predicted model, not a curated record. Lineage: Eukaryota; Metazoa; Chordata; Mammalia; Rodentia; Dipodidae. Bases 428 to 2089 code for a protein of 553 amino acids. Gene Ontology annotation, molecular function: transmembrane transporter activity. Gene Ontology annotation, biological process: transmembrane transport. The transcript has 11 exons.